Molecule: messenger RNA, 3078 nt
Organism: Pogoniulus pusillus (Red-fronted tinkerbird)
Lineage: Eukaryota; Metazoa; Chordata; Aves; Piciformes; Lybiidae
Gene: ADORA2B
Product: adenosine A2b receptor
Exons: 2
Coding region: 162-1220 (352 amino acids)
Biological process (GO): adenylate cyclase-activating G protein-coupled receptor signaling pathway; G protein-coupled adenosine receptor signaling pathway; vasodilation
Cellular component (GO): plasma membrane
Molecular function (GO): G protein-coupled adenosine receptor activity
Source: RefSeq, a predicted model, not a curated record
GGCCACGGCCCGGGGCUCGCCGCGCCCCUCCGGCCCCCCCACGCCCCGGCGGCCGGGCGGGAGGCGGCGGAGAGCCCGGACAUGGGUGUUUCUCUCGGGGAGCCGCUGCCCCGUGGCCUGUUGGUACCUGCGGGCGGGCGGCCGCUGGAAAGCACCUUCUGAUGAACGGUUCCAGCUCCUCGCCCUGGACUCUCGCCAUGGACACUGUGAAAACCACCUACAUCGUGCUGGAGCUGAUCAUUGCCGUGCUGUCCAUCGCUGGCAACGUCCUGGUCUGCUGGGCCGUGGCCAUCAACAGCACCUUGAAGAACGCAACCAACUAUUUCCUGGUGUCCCUGGCAGUGGCUGACAUCGCGGUGGGUCUGUUGGCCAUCCCUUUUGCCAUCACCAUCAGCAUCGGAUUCCAGGUGGAUUUUCACAGCUGCCUCUUCUUUGCCUGCUUCGUGCUGGUGCUGACCCAAAGCUCCAUUUUCAGCUUGCUGGCAGUGGCCAUCGACAGGUACCUGGCUAUUAAGAUCCCACUGAGGUAUAACAGCCUGGUGACCGGCAAGCGGGCAAGAGGACUCAUCGCUGUGCUCUGGCUCCUGUCCUUUGGGAUUGGGCUGACUCCACUCAUGGGAUGGAAUAAAGCCAUGAGUGGCUGUCCCAACGGCACCAACGAGACAGGGGCUGCCAUGGGGCCAGAGCAGCACGGCUGCUUCGUCUCGUGCCUCUUCGAGAACGUGGUCACCAUGAGCUACAUGGUGUACUUCAACUUCUUCGGCUGCGUGCUGCUCCCCCUCGUCAUCAUGCUGGGGAUCUACAUCAAGAUAUUCAUGGUGGCCUGCAAGCAGCUGCACCAGAUGGAACUGAUGGGCAACUCCAGGACCACGCUGCAGAAGGAGGUGCACGCAGCCAAGUCUCUGGCCAUCAUUGUAGGACUUUUCGCCUUCUGCUGGCUGCCUCUGCAUAUCUUGAACUGCAUCACUCACUUCCAUGAGGAGUUCUCCAGAUCCAAGCCCGAGUGGGUGAUGUAUGUGGCCAUCACCCUCUCCCACGCCAACUCUGUCAUCAAUCCCAUCAUUUAUGCCUACAGGAUCCGGGACUUCCGCUACACCUUCCGCAAGAUCAUUUCCAAGAUCCUCUGUAAGUCAGAAGACUUCCCCAAGUGCACCACUGACAACAACCAGCACCUGACUGUCACCCACAUGAACUCUCCAGUAGCCUCUGUCACCAUAUGACCUUCACAUCUCACAGCCUAGCACUGCCCUUGCCUGUGAACUCCCAGAGGAGAGCUCAGAGCUGACCACUACGCAGCUGUACUUUUGGGUGUGGAACUAACGUAGUGAGUGCCCCUUAGAGGCACAACCUGACCGGGGAGACUGGGUGCAGUCCCCCUCCACUGGAAGCCCAGGCUGCCUGAGUGCUUCUGUUUCCUUUCCAGGUCAGCCACUGACUGUGGAAGACUCACCUGCUGGGGGUGUUUCCCAGCUGUGCUGCUCAUGACACCUCCUAGGAUCUUUAUUUUAAUUAUUAUUAUUUUUUAAAAUCCUCUGAUUCGUUUAGGAGUAACAGUGGUGUGUCUGCUUCUGAGUUGGUCUUUGAGUCUACACUUGCCAGCACUUUGGUAAUACCCUGAUUAUUCCAUCAAUUGUCUGAUGCACUUAGUAUUCUCCAAUGGGAAAAUGUCUUACUUAGCCCAGUUGCCAGUGUGAGGCUGAAUCUGUGUUCCAGGUUCUGAGGGACGUGACUGUAGGGAUGAGAAAACAAGAGCAGAACUGGGCUGCUAUUUUUGGCCCCAGUAUGGAAACCCUGAAUAGGAAAGAGAAAUAUUUUAGUAGAGCUGAGAGCAGUUUCAGAGCCAGGGGGUUUAUUGCCUUGCAGUAAUCACUUUGGCCUACAGGAGCCUGCAGCCUGGUGCUUCAGGUUUGCUUCCCAAUCCGUUUCCGACAGGCGAAAGGCAGAAGUGCCCCAAUGGGCUCAGCUAGUCUAGGUCAGGCUCACUGACGUUAGUGCAGACCCUCCCUUGGGGGCAUCAUCUCCACAAUUAGGUUUUUGCUCCCAGGUCAAAACGUGACAGCUGUGCAGUGCUGUAGCUGGAUGCUGCAGCUCAGCUGACUCCCAAAGCCUGGUCUUGCUGCAGCUGCUGUGCAGGAGCUGGGAGGGUUCUUUUUUGUAAGACUGAUUUUUUUCUUUAAACUAUUUUUAAUCCUGACCUGCACCAGCAGCAAGAGACUGGAAGGGAGCUAAUUUACUUGAGAAGCUAGGAUGCCUUGACUUGCAUCCUGGUUUUGGCCAAGCUCCUUGGGGAAGGAGCUUGGCUCACAUCUUGCCUAGCUUGGCCUCUGCAGUUAGCCAGCAGUCCUGGCCCCUUGCCGGGACAAAGCCCACUCGACAGCAGUCUCCAUUGUACUGCAAGGUAAUAACUCUGCAACCACAGCUCAGUAAUUACUGCACCCCAUUUAUGUAACUGUGAUAUGCAAAACCAAACAAAGGCAGGAAGAAGAGGGCACUAACCUCUGAAGUAUAAACUCCUCUUCUCCAGAGAGUGUGACAGUGCCUGCACAGCUGUCAAUGAGCCCUGCUCCUGGCCUGACUGUUGUCUAGCAUCAUACUUUCCUUCCAUGGCUGAGAGGAAUAGGGAGGGGAGUCAGAAAAGCACCAGCCAGCCUCCCUUCUUUGUGCCCAGAAGCUGAUUGUGGUCCAGAGACUUGGCUGUUCUUGAUGAGCUCAGACCUGCUGUCACAGCGUGGUCCUCUUAGCAACAGGAGUCUUGCCUGAAGGUCACUGUGUGGUGGAACUGGGACCACUUUGCUCUGAGUUAGUGCCAGCAGCAUCACUGUGAUGAUGAGAAGCUGGAGCACAAGGGUCUGUAUUAACUAUGGGCUUUGGUGGUAACUCAUGGAGGGAGAUGGAGUUGGGAAGCAAGCCUGGUAGAGCCAGGUGGCAGGGAGAGAGGUUGAAACAGGCCCAGUGGACAGCCUGAAGCCUGGAGCAGCCUGUCCCAAAUCAAUUGUACUUGAAUCUUAUAGAAACCAGCUUCCUAUUUUUUUUAACUGCAUUGCACUAAAAGGGGCAAUACAAAUCCCCAAGAACUUC